Sinocyclocheilus anshuiensis is the source of this 8204-nucleotide messenger RNA. Its product is annotated as desmoplakin-like. The transcript is spliced from 24 exons. Gene Ontology annotation, molecular function: structural molecule activity. NCBI's taxonomy places the organism in Eukaryota, Metazoa, Chordata, Actinopteri, Cypriniformes, Cyprinidae. Gene Ontology annotation, cellular component: cytoplasm; cytoskeleton; intercalated disc. The record is from RefSeq and is a predicted model, not a curated record. The coding region runs from base 198 to 7622 and encodes 2474 amino acids. Gene Ontology annotation, biological process: wound healing; cell-cell adhesion; skin development.
CCUCAGUGAGAGUGUGCAGGUGUGGUCUAACUGCAAAACCGGAACUAUCCAGAGCGCAGUGGCCAGUCUCUGCGCACUCACCGACGGGCAAAGACGCGCAACAAGAGUAGAGGAGAACAGGAGGACUUUUAUAACUUUCCUUGCGCUUUCUUUGGUUGAGACUGGUCAUUGAAUUGGUGCUGCACUCUUCUACAGAGAUGAGUUUGUCCGGAUCUCAGACCAGACUCCACCAGAUCGGCCGCAGAUCCAACUCCCGACCCGAUCUGACCACCGUGGGCUACAGUUUACCCAGGAAUGACGCUGCGCCGUACAUGAUGAGUGGAAAUGGAUACCAGUCUGAGUUCAAUGAUGGCUAUACGCAGACCAUUGCACAAACAUUCUCCAGAAACUCACAAGGAGGAGGAGGAGGAGGUGGACAGAGCAUGUCGUCCAUGUCUGUUCAAAAAAGAGCUCAGAUGCUUCACAACGACUGUAUGGGCUGUCUGAAUCGAGCACAGAACAUCCUAGAGAAUAUGGGACCAGCAGCUGAAGUGGACAAAAACAUGAAUUCGGCAGCGGCUCAGAUUGAGCAGAUGAAUAAGUAUGCCGUGGACUUACGCAAUGCCGGUCAUCCCAAUGACAUGGUGCUCCGAAGUUUGGAGGAAUGCCACGCCUUUCACUCAGAAAUUCGAAACUCCAUCACGGGCACCACUAUCAGGAGGGCCACUUAUGGAGGUAAUCGGAUCAUUGGGUCAGAGGUUAUCGCAUGGGAUGACCCUAGCAAGAGCUAUCAGGAGGCAAUCGCAUGGAUCAACCAGAAAAAGAGACUCAUUGAGACCGCACCCUUCGGUGAAGACGCAGAGACCAUCAGCCAACAGAUCCUCAAUCACAACAAGUUCCACAGUUCAGUCCAGAGAAGCCAGGAAGUGGACAGAGCACGGGAUGAGCUGCUGCAGAGCAGAGAAAAGGCUGGACUCCACUCUCUGGACCAAGAAUGGGACACUUUACAGAAAAUGUCCCAUGUGCGUACAGCUCAGCUGCGAGACUUGCAGAGCAUCAUCGAGGAGAUCUCCAGAGCCAUCAUGUGGGUCAACGACAGAGAGGAAGAGGAGCUGGUGUUCGACUGGGGAGAUAAAAACAUCGACACCUACAUCCCACAAAAACAAGAGAGCUACUCGAAACUGAUGAGUGAUCUGGAAGAGAAAGAGAAAGAGCUGAAUAAACUGAAGGCAAAGGUGGACAACCUCCUGAGGACCCAACACCCAGCAUCUGAUAAGAUACAGGCUUAUAUGGACACACUGCAAACCCAGUGGAGCUGGUUACUGCAGAUCACCAAGUGCAUCCACGUUCACCUGAAGGAGAAUGCUGCUUACAGCCAAUUCUUCAAGGAGGCCAAUGAGACGUACAGCAGACUGCAGAAAGACCACGAGAGCAUCCGUAAGAAGUUCACCUGUGACAAGAACACACCUCUGGAGAAUCUGACAGAAAUGCUCAAAAACCUGGAGAAAGAGAAAGACAGGAUCAUGGAGAGUAAGAGGCAGGUUCAGACGCUGGUCAGCAAGUCCAAGAGCAUCGUGUGUCUGAAGCCUCGUAACCCAGAGGAGAAGAGCAGUGGCCCGGUCAUCGUCAAAGCCCUGUGUGACUUCAAACAGGACCAGAAGGGCAUUCUGAAAGGGAAUGAAGGAAUCCUGAAAGACAACUCUCAGCGCAGUAAGUGGCACGUGACUGGACCUGGAGGACUGGAAAUGCUCAUCCCAUCAGUAUGUCUGUUCAUCCCACCACCAAACCCUCUGAGCAUCGGUCUGGCACACAAGAACGAGCAGUACUAUGAAGCCAUCAUGUCCAUCUGGAGUCAGCUGUACAUCAACAUCAAGAGUCUGAUCUCCUGGCAGUACUGCAUGAAGGACAUCCAAUACAUCAACUCCCUCACACUCUCAAUGCUCUCACAAAUGCGUCCUGAAGAGUAUCGCAACAUUAUUAAGAACCUGGAGCUCCACUACCAGGAGUUCAUGCGGAACUGUCUCGGCUCUGAGAUGUUUAGCGAUGAAGUAAAGAGAAAGAUGGAGAUGCAGUACGCAGGAGCUCAGUCCCAUUAUGACCGGCUGGUGAUCCAGCUGCCCAACUAUAGGGAGAGUGCGAACAUAAGAACAGAAGUGAGGAGGGAGGAGACAGAUGGGAAGCUGGUGGUGACCAAUGGGAAGCUGGUGAGCUCAGGGCUGAAUGUGAGCUCAGGGCUGAAUGUGAGUUUCAUGUCAGAUCUGAGUGCUCUCAGACGCAGGGUGGAGGCGGCGGAGACGGGCUUGAUCCAGCACCUCCACGUGCCUCUGAAGGAGAACGGCGUACAGGAGUGCUCCCAAAGACUCGUGCUGCUGCAGGGUGUGCAUCGUGAUCUGGACUCCAUCCGGGACGAGUACCUGCGUCUGAGGGAGAAGAUUUUGAGAGAGCUGGAAGGAAGCACUAAUGCAGAACAGACCCGCUACCUGCGCUCUGAGCUGGACCACAUCAACCAGAAACUGGGCAGCCUGCAAGGCAUCUCCACUGCAUAUAUCCAGAGGCUCUCUGCUCUUCAGGCUCUGCUCCAGCACCUCCUGCAGGCUGAGGACAUCGUUAAAGUCCAUGAGGCUCGUCUGACAGAAAAAGAGACGACUUCUCUUGAUCUGAACGAAGUGGAAAAGUACCACAUGACUCUCAAGACCAUGAAAGCAGAGCUGGAGCAGAAGAAAGGUGUUUUGAAGGCUAUGGAGACUGAGCUGUCCAAGGCUGUGCACUGGAACAGUCAAAUAGACAAAUCUUUCCACCAGUGUGAUGUUGACCUGUCCAGAUACUCCGAGCUCGUUGGACAGAUGACUGACCGCUGGCGCCGAAUUGUGACUCAGAUUGAUAGCAGGGUAUGGGACCUGGAGAAACAGGAGAAACAGCUGAAUCACUACAAGCAAACCAACUCCAUGAUAAACAGAUGGAUUCAGGAAACACGUCAGCGCCAAGAUGCCCUCCAGAUUACUAAAUUCAACAGUCUGGACAGUUUGAUGGACCAACUGAACCAGCAAAAAGCGCUGUAUUCUGAGAUAAAAGGAAAGAAAGAAAAAGUGGAUGAUGUGGUCAAAGAUGCAGACACGUGUGCUGCCUCCAUAAAGGACUAUGAGCUCCAGCUGGCAUCCUACAGUGCAGGACUGGAGACGCUGCUCAACAUUCCCAUCAAGAGGACUAUGCUGCAGUCUCCUUCCACUGAACUGAGGCAGGAGGCGGCAGAGUUGCAGUCACACUACAUAGAGCUCUUGACACGUUCAAGCGACUACUACAAAUUCCUCGGGGAAAUGAUGAAAAACAUGGAGGAGUUAAAGAUGCGGAACACUAAAAUUGACCUUUUGGAGGAAGAACUAAAACGUCUCAAGGACAACCUCAAAGAUCAAACUCAUAAAAACACGUCAAUGGAGGAUAGUCUGGCUCGCUAUCGGCUGGAGCUGACCCAAUCUAAAGAAGAGCUUCUGUCUAUGGAGGAGAUCAAGAGAACCCAGGCUAGACAAUGCAGUACUACUCAGGAAAGCCUGGACAGCACCCAGAAUCAGCUGAAGAACUUGCAAGAUGAGGUGUCCCGCCUCACCUUUCUCAUCGAGGAAGAGAAACGCAAACGCAGGCUGGCUGAGGACCGAUACACCACCCAGCAGGAGGAGUAUGAGCUCGCUGUCCGCAAGAGACAGAAAGAACUCGAGGAGCUCAGUUUGUCCAAAAGUCAGUUUGAAAGGGCCAUCAAAGAAAAAGAGCGGGAGAUUGAACGGCUGCAAUUACAGCUGCAGGAUGAGGCCUCCCGGCGCAAUGCAGCAGAAUUAGAGACCUCAAAGGUAAGAACACAGUUAAACCAGGACAUUAAUAGCCUAAAGCAUACUUUUGAAUCUGAGAUCCACAUCACCAAGACCAGUGUGCUCAAGGCAACACAGCAGAAGGAGGAGGAAUCGACAACUCUAAGGUUUCAGCUGGAUAGGUUAAACUCUGAGAAAAGAGACCUGGAAAAGGAACUUAGAAAGCUGCAGCUUUCGUUCUCCCAAGCGGAAGCGGCACGAAGGAAAGCAGAAGAGGACGCUCAUCAGCAGAGGUCAACCGAGGGGAGCAGGUUCAAGAAGGAACUGGAGUCACAGAUUCAGGUCAUAUUACGUCAAAAGGAAGAGACUGAAACGAGACACAGAGUGGAACUGACAGAGGCCAACAGAGCUGCUCAGGAAAAGGCCCGUGAGAUUACCUUGUUGACCCAGAAUCUACAAGACGAGACCAGGCGGAGGAAAGCCUUGGAGGUUGAGAAUCAAAGUCUCAGACAGUCUCAGGCUGAACUACUCUCUAAGCACACUUCAACCAGUGAGACCAUUAACAAGUUAAAGAUCUCUGAGCAAGAGCUUCUCGUUAUAAAGAGAGAGAUGGCGACACAAAAGAACGAAAAGAGCACAUUGGAACAGAAUGCCAUCAGGCUGCAGAGUCGCAUCAGUGAACUGCAGGCAAAGGUGAACGAGUUGCAGGCUGAACUGGAAAAGGAGAAGAGGAGUAAUCAGGAUGAACUCACAAAGAGGAAAAGGAUAGAAACCGAGCUGGAGAGGGUGAAUCAGACGUGCCGUGAAUACACCACUACCAUCAACACUCUGCGGGUCCAUCGAGAGCAGGAAAGUGCUUCUGGACGAAGGCAUGAGCAGGAGCUUCGCAGUUUGAAAGAUGAGUUGGAGAGAAGCCAGAAGGACUACAAAAUCACAGUAGAGAAUCUGAACAGAGUGAAUGCCGAAUUGAAGGCUUUGCAACAGCAGCUUCUGCGGGAACAAGCCCUUGUCCGUGAGGCCAAUCAACGCAACGAUUCCCUCUACAAGACUAUAGAAGAGAAGAGUCGAUUGCUAAAUGAGAGCACCAGUGAGAUCGAGAAGUUGCAGAGCCUCACCCAGAAUCUCACCAAAGAGCAUCUGCGGCUAGAGGAGGAACUGAGGACUGUGCGACUAGAGCGAGAUGACGUGAAGAGAAGCCUGAGCACCAUCGAGAGUGAAAGUGCUUCCCGAUUGGCUGCCAUUCAAUUCCAGUUACAAACCAGCAAUAACAGAGCACUGGAACUGCAGGAACUAAUCAAUGAUCUGACUAAAGAGAGAGAAAAUUUAAGGGUGGAAAUUGCCCAAAUCCAAAAGCAGUUCACGGAGGCAUCCAUGAUGAUCCAGCGAUCUGAUGCCAACUACAAAGAUAUUGUGCAAGAGAGAGACAGUGUUCUAGUCAAACUGAAGCUGUUGCAACAAGACAAAGACAAGCAACAGCGCUCUGAAGAAGAGCUCCGGCGCAUCAAGCUUUCCUUGGAAUCUGAGAUCAAACAGAAGCAACGUCUCCAGGACGAAAUUGAUAAAAUUACCAAGGAUUUCAAGUACUGGAAAAGCCAAUAUGAGUUAAAGGAGGGGCAGAUCAGACAGAGUGAGGCAGAUAGAGACAAAGUACAGAGAGACAGGACCUCUUUGCAGAGUGAGAUCCAAAGAUUGACUGCAGAGCUGAGGAGUCUGGAAGAACGCUUCAAGAAUCGUCUUCAGAGCUCGAACAAGGAGAUCUCAGAGCUCACUAUGAAGAAGGAGUCUUUGGAAAGGGAAUUGAGGAUGUUGCAACAGCGUCCAGUUUCAUCUUGUCGGUGUACACAAACCAGUCAGUCUGUCUCUGAUAGUAGCUGUAAGAAACUGACAGUGAAAGGUCUCCGUGGUGAGGUCUCACUCACAGAGCUUGUAGACUCCAACUUGCUUGAUCAGACAGAUUUGGAUAAAGUAAACCGAGGACAACUAACAGGCAAAGAAAUUGAGGACAGACUCAGAUCGUACCUAGGCGGCUCUGAUUGCAUCGCUGGUAUCUUCGAUGAGGCCAAUGGUAGGGUCCUGCCCUUUUACCAGGCCAUGAAAGAAGGUCUACUUCGGCGGGGAACCACCCUGGAGCUCCUGGAAGCUCAGGCUUCCUCUGGUUUCAUAAUCGAUCCAGUCAACAAUGUCUGCAUGACAGUGGAAGAAGCAUGGAGGAGAGCCCUUGUGGGAAAGGAGUUUAAAGACAAACUACUGUCUGCUGAGAAGGCUGUGACAGGAUACAAAGAUCCUGCAACAGGAAAGAUCAUCUCACUCUUUCAAGCUAUUGAAAAAGAGAUCAUAGAGAAGGGUCAUGGGAUUAGACUGCUGGAAGCUCAGAUAGCCAGUGGUGGCAUCAUUGAUCCUAAAGGGAGUCAUCGAAUUGAUGUGGAAGUGGCUUACAGGAAAGGUUACUUCGACCGUGAAAUGAACGAUAUUUUGACUUACGAGGGUGAUGAUACCAAAGGUUUCUUUGAUCCUAACACCCAUGAAAACCUCACAUAUCUGCAGUUGAAAAAGAGGUGCAUCAAAGAUCCCAAGACUGGGCUUAUCCUUUUGCCUUUGAAGGACAAGAAGACGCCAAAGCAAACAAUGUCUCAAAAGAACACACUGCGCAAGAGGAGAGUGGUGAUUGUAGACCCUGACACCGGCAAAGAGAUGACUGUACGAGAAGCGUACCAUCGAGAGUUAAUUGAUUAUGACACGUUCCUAGAGCUUUCGGAACAAGAGUGUGAGUGGGAGGAGAUCACUAUCGAAACAUCUGAUGGCAGCAAGCGUUUACUUAUUGUCGAUCUCAAAACUGGAACCCAGUAUGACAUUCAAGAGUCCCUAGAUAGGGGUGUUAUUGAUAGGCAAACCCUGGACAAGUACCGUGCCGGGACUCUGACAAUCCACGAGUUUGCAGGUCUGAUCACAAGUAAAAGCAGUAAUUCUGAGCUUUCCAUCUGCACCAGCAGUCCUGAGGAUGUUGCUUCUUGCAGUAACCCAACACAGAUGGCGCCAUCAUCUCCAACUGUCCGCAAACGUUUUUCUAGCGUAUCCAUUACGCUCUCCCCUCCAUCUGAUAUUUUUGAUGACCAGAGCCCCGUGGGAGCCAUUUUUGAUACUGAGACCCUUGAGAAGAUAACCAUCCCUGCGGCGCAGCGGCGUGGAAUAGUGGACAACAUCACUGCUCAGCGUCUCUUGGAAGCCCAGGUUUGCACAGGAGGGGUUGUCAAUCCUGCGACUGGCCAGAGACUCUCUCUGAAAGAUGCUGUACAGCAAAGCCUUAUCGAUGAAGACAUGUCCAUGAAGCUAAAACCAGCACAGAAGGCUUAUGCCGGUUUUGAGGAUGUGAAGACCAAGAGGAAACUUUCUGCUGCCGAGGCCAUAAAGGAGAAAUGGUUGCCUUACGAGGCAGGGCAGAGGUUUCUGGAGUUCCAGUACCUGACGGGUGGACUUGUAGAGCCAGAAACUGGUCGCCGGGUGAGCAUUGAGGAGGCCAUCCGAAGAGGAUGGCUUGAUGGCAAAGGGGCACAGAAGCUGCAGGAUACGAGGAACUACAUUAAGAACCUUACCUGUCCUAAAACCAAACUUAAAAUCUCAUACAAAGAGGCCAUGGAUAACUGCAUGGUGGAGGAGAACAAUGGGAUGAAGAUGCUCCAGGCUACUUCGAUGUCUACCAAAGGCAUAAGCAGCCCCUACAACGUGCUCUCGGGACCAAACUCUCGUACAGGAUCCAGAGCAGGGUCUCGUACCGGCUCAAGAAGUGGAUCACGCAGAGGCAGUGUUGACUACACCUCUUCGGUGUCUUACAGCUACAGCUCAUCUUAAUAAUACAGUUAAUUGUAAUUACUAUGCUUAGUAUGUACAAUUUACAUUUAAAAAUUAUUUUCUAUUCAUGAGGAUAUAAGUAUGGGUUUGGGAUACAGAAUGGAGAUGAACUUAUUUUACUAACGCUGAUCAAUUGUCUUGGGUGAUUAAGAUGUCUUUUAGAUUAUUAAUGUCUUGGAUAAUUGAUUAUUUACACAUGGGGAAUCUUAGAUUUAUCAUGACAUUUAACAGUGUUUUAAUUCGUGCUUAUUUGGUUUAUCCGGUAUAGGAAAUUGUUUUAUAAUAUUUUCCUUUGCAUGCUUUAUUGACAUUUUACAUUGCAUUUAUUCAUUUAGCAGACACUUCUGUCCAGAACAACUUACAAAUAAGAAAUGUAACAAGCAAUUAAUCACCAGCAUUAUCCAUAGUUUAGAAAGCUAGAUUAGGAAACAAGUACUUUUUUAUUUGAAACAUCUACUGACUUAGUAUCAACAUGAAUCUACUAAUUUCAAAGUGAAAAUCUGAUAUUUUUUUGUCAGAUUUGCUUUUAAUGAAUGAAUAUUUGAUCUGAUUGUUUAUAUGGAGCAAUUUCAACAAUAAAAA